AUGGGAAAUAAGAAAGAUCCAGAGCUGGAGCCUAUCUUUGGUGGGGCUAGCAGAAGUAAUGCAUUAGCAGACUCUCAUCCUGAGCACAUUGGAAGAAGAACCAGGAUCUUGUUGGUGGUGUGCAUUUUAUUUACAGAGCUAUGUGAACGUCUUACAUUUUAUGGUAUUGUGGCAAACCUUGUGCUGUACUGCAGAGACUACUUGAAGCUUGAGGCUCCACUGCCCAGCAGUAUCAGUCUUGCAUUUCAAGGCACCUCAUUUUUUUCACCUGUGAUCGGUGGCUGGGUGGCAGAUACUUUUCUAGGGCGUUACAACACCAUAUAUGGAAGCUCUUUGCUUUAUGUGGUCGGUGCCAUUGUUCUGGGUGCUGCGACAUUCGACUAUGGUGCCAUAUUUGGCAUGAGCACCGGAAGUAAAGAAGCAUUCUUAGGAAUUGCGUUACUUCUCAUUUCUGUCGGAACCGGUGGAAUCAAAGCUAAUGUAUCCCCUUUGGGGGCAGAUCAGAUCGAGAAUGAAGGGCCCAUAAUUGUUCAGCGGUUCUUCGACUGGUUUUACUGGUUCAUUCAGUUAGGAUCUUUUUUAGCUUACACCGCAGUCGUUUCGGUGCAGCAAGAGGUGUCGUUCUUUUAUGGUUACGUCAUAACCGCUCUGUCAAUGUUCUUGGCAGUCAUAUUAUUCGUAAGUGGUAGAAAAUACUACAUUACUCAUGAGCAUAAAGGAAGUUACCUAUCUGAAACACUGAAGAUAAUAUGGCAGGGAUUAAAGAAGAUUCAAUCCCAGAGAAGCGCGCGAGUUGGGUCCCACUGGUUAGACCGGGUUAAAGAGAGUCUGGGAGGAACUUACAAAGAUCAAAGAGUCGAAGAUGUCAAGUCAGUACUGAAAAUAGUUCCAAUAUUCCUUACAUUUAUCUUAUACUGGACGAUUUAUGGACAGGGCCAAACAAGCUACCUCCUUCAAGGUUCUUUCAUGAAACUCAAACUGUCCGAGCACUUUACAAUGCCGGCGGCCUCUCUGUAUCUCUUCGAGAUCACCAUGCUAUUAAUCCUCAUACCAAUUGUGGAUCGCAUUAUUUACCCAUCCCUCCGUUACUUCGGCAUCGACUUCACCCCCCUGAAGAAAAUGGGUGUCGGAAUGUUGUUUGCCAUGGGGUCUGUCCUCAUGGCAGGGUUUAUGGAGAUUGAAAGAAAAAAAUACAUCGACACACAUGGUUAUUUUAAACAGCAUCCGUUCGACACUCCAGUAAAUGCCUCACAAAUGAACAUCUUUUAUCAAGUCCCUCAAUACGUGCUCCAGGGAACUGGGGAAGUACUGACUUCGAUUCCAGGUCUGGCAUUUGCUUACUCCCAGUCCCCUCUCUAUCUUCGCGGAGUGAUCAUGGGCCUUAACCUGGCCACCAUUGGAAUAGGCUUCUAUGUUGCUGGGGCUCUGGCAGCGAUAGCGAAAAAUGCUAGUGACGGCUCUUGGUACCCGCAGGAUUUGAACGCGGGCAAACUAGAAAACUAUUUCUUUUUCCUCGCUGCCGUGAUGUUCGCGAAUUUCCUCCUUUUUGUUUUCCUUGCUAGAAAGUACAAAUACGUUGAAUCCCCAAAUACUGUCACAGUUCAAGAGGAUCAUGGGCAAUCACUAAUUAGUACCUCGACAUCUAAUUUAGAAAAAGUUUAAGAUGCUGUCGGUGAGAGUUGCCUUAGCUGCGUUUGUUUUUCUUCUACCAAAAACGAGCUCGUUGGAUUUUAAAACACAAGUUUCUUUGAGAGUUGCUCCUUUUAUGCAAAUACCAUGGAAAUAUUUGAGGGAAGAGCACUUUACCAUCUUCCUAAAGUUAUUUUGCCAAAGAGGCUUUCGGAAGUCUUUAGAUCAAGAACUUUUACCGCUUUUGUUCUCGAGCUGACCAAAAGAUAGGCAAGCAACAAGGGAUUUUUUACUACAUGUUAACU
Pocillopora damicornis (cauliflower coral) is the source of this 1934-nucleotide messenger RNA. RefSeq names its product solute carrier family 15 member 4. The record is from RefSeq and is a predicted model, not a curated record. Gene Ontology annotation, molecular function: transmembrane transporter activity. NCBI's taxonomy places the organism in Eukaryota, Metazoa, Cnidaria, Anthozoa, Scleractinia, Pocilloporidae. Gene Ontology annotation, biological process: oligopeptide transport; transmembrane transport. Gene Ontology annotation, cellular component: membrane.